AUGAAUCCUGAAAGUUGCUUCCAUGCAAUGUCAUGUCUUCCUCAAGAAGAACGAACUAUAGUGUCACGCCUUGGUCGUGGACAGAUCAUUCCAGUGCCCUACAAGUCGAUACACGAGGCAUUUGAGGGUAUCGUCAAGACUCACCCCACGGUCAUUGCCGCUACAAUUGCUGGUCAAACACUCACAUACCUCCAGCUAGAUGUAGCUGCAAAUCGGCUUGCCCAUUGUAUGAUACACUCUGGGCUGAAACCGGGCGAGCGUGUUUGUCUUGUCGUUCGGCGGUCAUUUGAGAUGCUGGUUGGAAUAUUUGCAAUCCUCAAGGCCGGGUGCCAAUAUGUGCCAAUCGAUGGGGGAGUAACCUCAGAGCAGGCCUUUAUGCAUAUUUUCAACGACUCCGAAGCACGUUUCAUCCUCUGCCUUCCGCAAUUCUGGGAUAAGAUCCGGCGUUUUGCUCGAAAAGACGCUGUCAUGUUCGCCCUGACUAUGGACAUUGGCGCCUUCUUUCCUGCAACGAAACCAACAGUGCAGGUGUCAUCGCGAGACGCUGCGUACGCUAUCUACACUUCGGGAAGUACAGGAAAACCCAAAGGAGUCAAUGUCUCACACGGUAAUGUCACGAAUGCUCUACUUUUGGAGCCAGCACGACUGGGGAUUACGGUUGGAUCAAAGGUGGCUCAAGUCCUCAACAUUGCAUUCGAUAUGGGUCGAUACUCUGAUUACAACACCAUCGAUUUUGUGCAAAUAUCGCCGACGCUCAUACCCUGGAAUCAAGCACAUUGCAACUGGAGGCGAAAUAUGCCCUCAGAGCAGCCUGUGCGAAUGGGACAGAAAGGUACAAUGUCUAUGAUGUUCAACACAGGCGACAUUGCACGUUGGAGAGUUGAUGGCUCCCUGGACAUGCUUGGUCGAAAGGAUGACCAAGUCAAAAUCAAGGUAAACUCCUUCACACGGUCAAUAGUUCUGGGUCUUAACGUUAAGCAGGGCUUCCGUGUCGAGCUUGAUGGAGUCACUCAAGUCAUCGAGAAAUUCCCUGGGAUAAGACGAGGAACCGCCAUGCUCAUCGAGGGUGUGCUAUGCGGAUUCUAUGCGAACGAUGAUGAAAUCUCGGUAGAUGAGCCAGCUUUGGAAGCUUUUGUGCGAAAGCACCUUCCCUACUAUUCUGUACCGGAGAAAUGGAUGCACGUUGGUUCAAUUCCACUUACAGCCAACGGCAAGGUCGAUCGCAAACAGCUGAGUGAAACAACGUCGUUGCAACGGAGUAGGCCUGAUUCUGAUACCGACGCCUCGCAAGGAGAAUUGAAAGAUACAGAAAAGGGCAAAAUCUUCGUCACAAGUCAAGCAUCUGAGCUCGAGGGCAUUUCUGAUCGGGAAAGUGUCGACAAAGUUAUCGACAUACUGCCCCCAAUAUAUGGCCCCCGUGGUCUUCGAUGGCUUCGGCAUCGCGCAUUUAUCCUGUAUCGACGAUUCUUUUCGGUCGUCGUACUCAGCAAUGUGUCAGUUGCUUCUAUCAUCCUGUACCGCGAAGCAAGACAACAAAAGAAGGUUCUGCCAGCCCUCGCGACAGCUACGGCCAGUAACCUAGUCGUAGCUGUCCUGAUUCGGUGGGAGCCGGUCAUCAAUUUGCUGUUCACAACCUUCUGCUCUGUCCCGACUUGCUUUCCUCUCGCUAUUCGACGCCACUGUGCCAGAAUAUUUCACAUUGGUGGAAUACACAGCGGCUGCGCAAUCGCAGCCAUUAUGUGGCAUUGUGCAUUCACUAUAGCCGGUACUUUAGAGCUAGGAAAGGCCGCGCCACUGCGUCGCAUAUCCCUGGCUCCGAUUGUUCUGUCAUACCUUGGCCUUGUCAUUUUGGUCCUCAUUGGCUUGACCUCUCAUCCAGCUUUCCGCGCAAAGUAUCACAAUGCCUGGGAGGCGAUUCAUCGCUUCGGUGGUUGGACAUGCCUGAUUCUCCUGUGGGCGUUGACUGCACUUGCGACCAAGGAUCUCAAUCCGACAGUGGCACCAUCAGUCGCCUAUGCAAGUUCACCGUCAAUUUGGCUUCUCGCAGUCGCCACGGCAGCCGUCAUAUUCCCAUGGCUCUUCCUACGUAAGGUGCCUGUUCGGUCCGAAGUUCUGUCCCACCAUGCUGUACGGCUCUGGUUCGACUAUACCACACCUGUUGUGGGAACCUCGGUGAGACUCGCGGAGCGUCCUUUGGUCGACUGGCAUGGCUUUGCGACAAUCACCAACCCCAACGGCAAAGGCUUCUCGCUCAUUGUGAGCCGCGCGGGUGAUUUCACUGGUCGGACGAUUGAGCGCGCACCGUCACAUGUAUACGUCCGUGGCAUUCCAGCAUGCGGUGUCCUACGUAUUGCAACAUUGUUCAAGUCAGUGGUCCUUGUUGCAACAGGGUCUGGAAUUGGGCCCUGUCUUGCUGUCAUUCUAGCUCGGAAAGUACCGUGCCGUAUCUUGUGGACGGCUCCCAACCCAGAACAGACCUUUGGUAUGGAGAUUGUUGAUAGCGUACGAGCUACGGAUCCACAGGCAAUCAUCUGGAAUACCAGGACACAGGGGAAGCCAGACAUGUCGCUACUGGCGUACAAGUUGUGGAAGGAAAGCGGGGCUGAAGCAGUGUGUGUGAUAAGCAACAAGAAGUUCACGACGACGAUUGUAUAUGACAUGGAGAGUAGAGGGAUCCCAGCAUAUGGGGCGAUAUUCGAUUCAUAA
Parastagonospora nodorum SN15 is the source of this 2706-nucleotide messenger RNA. RefSeq lists its product as hypothetical. The record is from RefSeq and is a predicted model, not a curated record. The coding region runs from base 1 to 2706 and encodes 901 amino acids. The transcript is spliced from 9 exons. Lineage: Eukaryota; Fungi; Ascomycota; Dothideomycetes; Pleosporales; Phaeosphaeriaceae.